This is a messenger RNA of Aplysia californica (California sea hare), 522 nucleotides long. RefSeq lists its product as uncharacterized. The record is from RefSeq and is a predicted model, not a curated record. NCBI's taxonomy places the organism in Eukaryota, Metazoa, Mollusca, Gastropoda, Aplysiida, Aplysiidae.
CGAAAUUAUUUUUUUGUCCCGGUCAUUGCUCGCUGGUCUUUGGUUCUUGCAAGUCGUCUGAAACAUCUGGCUCACACUUGGAACCUCCACGAUGAAGCUAGGUGUCUUUUCCGUGCUUCUCUGUCUGGCUCUUAUGGCUAUUGUCGAAAAGGAGAACGUGGAGGCGGCAACUGAUGAGAUGGACGCAAACAUCCGAGGUCCUCCAGGAUUCAACGGUCGGAGAGGGUUUAACGUGGGUCCCUUUGCUCGACAAAAGAGGUCGGAGAUGGACGCAAACAUCCGAGGUCCUCCAGGAUUCAACGGUCGGAGAGGGUUUAACGAGGGUCCCGUUGCUCGAGAAAAGAGGUCGGAGGGGAGGGAGUGAACCCUGUCGCUAUGAUGCCGAAGAUUUUGGUUCAUCCAUUGUGCUGUCUGAGUCUGAGUUCAAUUUGGGAAUAAUCAUUACAUAUUUCUUUUUUCUUCUUUUUUUCUGUAACUGUAACACAUUUCUUUUGAAAAUAAAAGUCAUCUUUUAAAAUCAGA